CCCUUCCACUCACACUUCAUUUCGCGAAGCAGAAAUCCGCCAUUGCUGAGAGACCUAAAGCUUCUCUGUUGAAAAACGUCUCAGCUGAAAAAAAUGGGAAGCCGACUGGGGAGAAGAAUUGUAAACUUCGCGAAUCUUCCAAUCAAACUUCUCAUGCCCUCAUCUUUUACCAAUAUUACUGAAAUUGCGCUGAAGACAAUCCCCUCAGCUUCUAAGAUCGAGAUUAAGAGGGUCCUGGAGUCGUUGUACGGAUUCGAGGUGGAGAAAGUGCAGACGCUUAAUAUGGAGGGAAAGAAGAAAAAAUACGGCGGGAUAGUGAUCGCGAGGCCUGAUUACAAGAAGGCUUACGUCACGCUUCGGAGCCCGCUAUCGAUCAAUCCGGAGCUUUUCCCAAUUCCGGUUGUCGAGGAGGAGAGGAAGAGGAAGACGAAGCAGUCGAAAUCGAGCAUUGUCGAAGAUCCGGAAGCUGUGAAGAAGUCGCACUGGCUCGACUCUGCGCGGGAUAAUCGGAGGUAUAAGACGCCGGAGGGGCAGACGUUUGGGCGUCGCAGGAAGGGCGCAGAUCAGAAGGCGGCUGACGGAGCUCAGGUGAAGUUUCCAUGGAGCAGCAUGACCUCUUUUGGGAGGAGGUAAUGUGUUUUAUUUGCUCUCAAGGUUUAGUAUAAGGAGAAAUAUAGGAUGCUACUAGUCUUUGGCACAAUGUAGCAUAGGGAUUCCGGUUUCUUCUAUUGUUUGUCAGAAUUUCUAUAUGGGGUUUUUAAAGUGCGCAGGAUUGAAUUUUCCCCUUUCGUUUUCCUUCAAUUUCUUAGGAAUAUGAACUACUGGAUUCUGUUUUGAUAUAUGUAAUAGUGUUCAUGAAAUAAGUUUCAUUUGCCUCAA
Molecule: messenger RNA, 879 nt
Organism: Salvia hispanica
Lineage: Eukaryota; Viridiplantae; Streptophyta; Magnoliopsida; Lamiales; Lamiaceae
Product: Ribosomal protein L23/L15e family protein
Biological process (GO): mitochondrial translation
Cellular component (GO): mitochondrial large ribosomal subunit; ribosome
Molecular function (GO): structural constituent of ribosome
Source: RefSeq, a predicted model, not a curated record